AUCUUUUUGUGGGAAGGCCGUAUAAGAGGUCGAGUUGUGUCCCUCGCUCCCAGGACGCGAGAGAAGCAUGUUAGCGCUGAGAGGGGCGUUCGCCGCAUGCGCGAGAAGGCGGACGGGGGAGAGAAGGUGGGUCUCCACGGGGGGCCGCGGAGAAGGAAGGUCCGCGACGGCAGGGAGCAGAGAAGCGAUGUCUUUGCGCGCGAUGUGUCAAGGCAUCGUUGACCGCGCGAAGCGCGAACUCUUGUCGCUCAAGGCAAGUUCUUUGGCGAGAGGUUAUCUCGAGAGAGUGCGUCCGGGAUGGAAGAAGACGCGGGACCAGUGGAAGGAAAGGUCGUUGACUUGGGUUAGAGAGAUGUAUAAUAAUGUACCAGAUUUUCGAAAAAAAAAUUGGAGGGAUGACAAGUAUCGUGUGCCGUUCGAGCUGGCCAAGGAGAAGAAGCGUCGGAGAUACUACUGGCGUUUAUUGAAGUGGUUUUUGGUGGUGUGCGUCGCCAAGGUCGUUUGGGACUCUUAUUUAUCGAAGACCAAGCUUGGUCGAAUUCCUUUUAAAUACGAGCACGCGAGGACCUAUUCUAAGCACGAUUGGAGCGAGCUUGUGCACCUCAAAGUCGCGAGCAUUAUGCAGAUGGAGCUGUGGAUGCACAUUAUGUCGUUGGUUCCUAUGGACGUGUUUGAGCCGUACGCGAACGCGUAUGGUUUUGGAAUUUGGCCGCUGUACAAGAUUGUGACGAACGAGCCGCCUCGGUUUUGGGUGGUGAGAAUGGACAUUCCCGCGGCCGGCAGCGCGAAGGUGGUGCAGGCUUCAGAGUUCGAGUUGCCAUUGGUGGCGAGGGGCGAGCUUCACCCCGUGUCGCCCGGCUUCAAGGGCGCCCAGAUUCUCUGGAUCGCGAUAAGGACGUGGGAGAGGGGGGAGUGGGUGUGCCGAUUGCUGGCCGGAAGGCAGAUUGGGGGCAACGUGGAUUUGAGAGGAAAAAACCUUUUGCCGUGCAUGACGGUGUAUAGAUCCGACAGGCUGAUGAAUCUGAGGAUGCGUCCGCACGAGCUGGACCGGGUGGACGACGACGGUUUGAAGUAUCGCGAUAUGGCGCACGCCUAUAUCACGAGGGGGACAAUGGAAGUGCCUCCCGUGUUGUCGCCGGGGGGGUCAUUUGACGCGAGCACUAGAGUGCCGGUGGGGGAGGUUGAGCCGAUAGAAGUCAAAUGGGAUGAGUUCGGCGACGUUUUGGACGAGGAGGAGUGCAUGGAGUUCGACCGGUUCGAGGUCGAGGCGUGAAUGGCGUGACGCGGACGCGCUUGCGGAGAAAAUGAAUGAUUUAAUUUUUUUUUUUUGAGUUGACGACAGAUAGUGUUUUGUGUGAUGGCAGGGGAAGGUGCGCCUGCAGAAAUGGUUUUCUACGUUUAGUCAGAAGGAGAAGGUGCGUUGUGCGGUUCCCGCGUUCGAGCGAGCAGGAGGGCUGACUCGAGAGAAGGUGGACGCCGUUCAAAAGGUGCACAACUUGGUGGUUUCUAGGCCGGCGAAGCUUUGUAAUUUUGUGGAGUGGGAGAGCUACAAGUUGAUAUACAAGCGCUACGCGGGUUUGUACUUCAUAUUGGGGGUGGACACGGACGAGAAUGAGUUGAUGAUGUUGGAGGUGAUUCAGAACUACGUGGAGAUGUUGGAUCAGUACUACAAGAACGUGUGCGAAUUGGACAUUAUUUUCAAUUUUCACAAGGCGAUUUGGAUUUUAGACGAGUUCAUCAUGGCAGGGGAGUUGCAGGAGACGAACAAGAGCAGUUUGCUGAGAAUGAUUGGGAUACAAGAGAGCAUGUGUACAUAAAUUUUUGGACACGGA
This is a messenger RNA of Schistocerca gregaria, 1832 nucleotides long. RefSeq lists its product as uncharacterized. The record is from RefSeq and is a predicted model, not a curated record. The coding region runs from base 68 to 1273 and encodes 401 amino acids. The transcript has 3 exons. Lineage: Eukaryota; Metazoa; Arthropoda; Insecta; Orthoptera; Acrididae.